AAUUUUUGACAAGAGGAGAUUAGAUUAGGUGACAAUUGUAAAACUCAGAAAUAAAUGCCAAUGUUAUACUUUGCAAUUUUCCUAGGAUCACCAUCAACCUGAAUUGUUUUUAUAUUGAUCCCCAUGUCUUUAUGGUUUUCCUCAUUAACUCUCUGUCGCACUGUGAGAGUUGAUGCUACAUGAUUUCAGCGUUAGGCAAAAUAGCAGGCAAGAAAAAUACAGAGCUCUGUGAAACAGCUGACAGAGGUCGUGUUUGUCUGUAUGUUUCCUCUCUCUUUUCUUUAAGACAGUUGUCCAUUACCAGCUUAUACAUUCCUCCUAUGUCAAGUUCCUCAGAUUUCCCCCAUUGAGGAGAGCAUUUGUUUGUUUGGCAUGUAAAAUUACACCUGUUGCAGGCUCCCAGAUGCCAGCAUGACAAGGUCAAAAAUUGCUUAUUGGUUUACUUGGUGAACCAUUAUCAGAACUGAUAAGAGUUGUAUGAAGUUGUUGACGUUAUUAAUUGUGUAAGAAUCAAGUGGCUUAGAUGUUAGGACAGCUGUUUCUCGUUUAGUUUCUCAGUGACUCUGGGGGUCUCAAUCUGGACUUUGGUGUUUGAUAAAGAACAAUGAAACAAUUUGUAGCCCAACGUAGAAUUGAUCCUCUUAGCUAGGAAAGGCACAUUCUGUUCUUCACAGCUUCAGGGGGACCUUUAUGGGAGUUUGCAAAGUUUCAGUAUGGGGAGUGUCUUUGUAAAAUAACAUGCUGUGGUUUUCCAGACAAUUAAAUCAGGUGAAAACGUAUAGGUUUUAUAAUCAAUUCUCAGAAGUGCUAAAAUCUGAGCAUACUAUACCAGUGUGUAGUGUUAUGUGUGUGUGCAUAUUCCACAUGUCAGCAGAGGGUAACUGCUACUCCUCAGCCUGUGAAGAAAAGGGCAGCUCUAAUAUUUCCCCUCAGUGUAGAAGAGGAUGACACAAGAAAACACAGUACAGACAGCCUCAAGCCUCGUCUUUGCCUUAUAUGUCUGCCAGGAGGUGCUUUUCUGUCUGUCGCUAGGUGCAUACCAAGGCAGCUCCUCAGCCACUUGCCAGUAUUUUCUUCAGAAGGGGCUGUUUGUUCUCAUACAUCCAUUAAUUUUGGGUGUUUGUCAAAUGAUUUGACUUGUACAUGAUUGGUUGUGAUUUAGUGGUGCUAAUGCUUCAGAUGCAUUAAAUGUAAGCCUUAAAAAUAUGGUAUAAGAAUGUAAAUUAAGAGUUUGAUAUAGCUUACAGUGAAAUACUUGUGUAGCAGUGGUGUUAUGUCAUUUUGGCCCACUGGGCCCCGCUACCAAUGGACAAUGCAUAGGUAUUUUGCUACAUAUCCAGUAAAUGUUUUAGUUUCUUUGAUAAUCUCUUGUCCAUAGUGCACUUUCUUUUUUUAAAAAAACAAACAACUUUUUAACCUUUUCUCUGGUGUUUCCACUGUAUCUUGCUUCUUUACACAGAUAUGUUGACAUUUAUAGGUUAAUCGAUAAGUCAAACCUGUUACAGAAGUUCAGCAAGAACAAGGCAUCUACCUUUUGAACAAUAUACUAUGGUCUUUGUCUGGGAUGUGCAUGGAGGCAGAGAAUUCCCCCACCAUCCCUCGCCUCGAGGCAAAUGGCAAAUCCCCCAUUUUCACAUGAUUACAUGGUUUAAUCACUUUACUGUCUCAGAGAAUGAAGCACUUACUCAUUAAUAUGCACUUUGGAAUUGAAAUGUCUUUCUCUGGUUUGUCUUUAACUGUACAUUUGCUUAAUAAUCAGCAUGUCAGUAUCACAGACUAGGAUGAUUACGGAGUCGUACCUUGGGCAGUUUCGGAUGCAAAUAUGGUGGCCUAUAAAACCACCAGACAGUCAAAAGUGUUUGGCUUUAUACGGAAGACGGCCAAUGUCUUUUCUGUUUGAAGACGGCUUGGAUAUCGUUCCCCAGAGAGUGCUGUUAUGUUUGUCUUAUUAAAGCUGCAAUCUGUCAGGUAAUCUUCUCCCCACUCUGAUGCCGCCCUUUUUUCUCUGGACCAUUUUUAGCAACAACCUGCUUCUUUGUCUAGCUUCUAGAAGUAAAGGGCUCAAUUUGUCAAAUAGAUUUGUUGUUGAAUUUUUGUGAGACUGAGUGGUAUUUAUUCUGUAAUUUGGAAGUAUUGACUUAAUGUUCUAUCUAUAUAAGAAGGACAUAGUUAUCAUUAUUGUUUAAAAACAAAACAAAAGUUAAAUGAUUGGGAUUAAAUAUGACCGCUUGUCAAUAGGAAUGAAGAUAUUGAUUGGAGGUGGGGAGGAUGAUAAAGAUCUAAAGAUUUAAAAAAGUUAAUGUGAAAAGAGGGAGGGUUAGAUACUGGUUAGUAGGAUGUGCUUGGGGGGGCUAUUUGGCACUUAAGGGUAGCAUGAAGUUGUAACAGGAGGUGGUGGGGCCAUUUGUAGUCACGUGAUUGACAGGCAACCCACCGUAACCCCGGAAACCAGGAGCGCCAGCCUCUCUAAACCAAUCAUGUCUGGAAUGCUGGCUGUCACUCGGCUCAGGCUAUUUCUGCUGUCUGUCGCUAGUGCUUGGUAGUGCUAAGGGUCUGACAUACAUGGAUCCUUUUUUGUUUUUCCUUCCUCUCUUUUACCUUCACUCUGCCUUCACAGUGUAAAUUUGACAGCUCUAAAUUUGUGGUGGCUGUUUAGUUUUUGUGACUUCUUUCCUCCAUAGAUUUUACUGUGGGAAGGAACGUUGUGGAAAGGACUCGGACAGGGUGGGAGGGGGUGGGCAAGAGAGAGAGAGUGGAAGAAAAAAGGGGUUCAGUCAUCAGCCAAAGGAGAGAAGUAGGCGACACUAAGAGACAGAGACUGAAGCCAGAGGAAAGAAGAGGAACCAAAGAGCCAGUCAGUGAGUAAAGAAAAGGGAAUAGGAGCUCUGGGACGUGAGGUGAAAAUGGCACAACGUCUGCGUUUGUACUUUGGCUCAGGUCGCAGUAACACAGCCCCGGAGAUAUUGGAAGGAGACUCUGAGGAGCAGCAGGGAGACAAUGACGUGGUCACAGCGUUCAGCUUGCAGCCACCUACGGCUUUGAGGCCUUCCCAGGAGCAAACUGCACAGCGCAUCCCACCAAGGGCUUUUCAUUUGCACCGGGAGCCUUUGCUUAAACGCAGCUCCUCCAUGUUUAUACCUCAGCUUGCUGCCUACCAAGACCCACGUCCCACUAAGAGCUCCUCCAUGCACAUCUCGCUUCAGCGUUCUAAUGGAUCAAGUAAUGGAGAUUCCAUUGGCUAUGCUGAUGAUGUCCUACCACCUUGUUAUAGCCCCCCUGGACCUGCGCCUGCCUACACAGAACCACAGAGCCAUACAGAUGUUCCACAACAGCCGCCACCACCUUACUGCAGUACAGAUCCUUUAAACGUACCCAAACGCAGAGUCUUCAGUAUUGGUACAAAUGGCAGUACAAUGUAUAGUAAAGGACAACCAGGUACCAAUGUUGGUGGAAUUUGCAUUCAGAGGAACUCUUCUGAUGGUUCUGAUAUCAAGCAUUUUAGAAUCCUUCCUUAUUCUGGCUGGGCUGUCCAGCAACAGAGCUUGGACAAUUGCUCAGGGGUAAAGGGUGGAACUCAGAGACUUGUGCUUCAGCUCCAGCAAAAUCAGGACCAGGAUCAGAGCCAAGGCAGGCAACACGCUGUUUCAUCACAGGAAAAAUGCACAAAUGUUGGCUUUGCCAGCUCAAGAGGCAACUGCAUUGUGCGUUACCCCAGGAUUCGACUGGAGAGUAGCUCAUCUCAUCAGAGGCUGCUGCUGGAUAAUCUACGUCAAAAAAGUGUCCCAGAGAGCCCAGAUAGAGAGGAGACCCAAACAGACAUUGAGACACAUAAAUUGGAAGCAAGAAACCAUUCCGAUGGUUGUACUUUCGAAAUCAGUGGGGAAACUCCUAGAAGGCAGCCUCAUUUCAAGAUAUAUUUUACUUCAGGUGGAGGUGGUGAUCAGGAUGUGAACCAUGGCAAUGAUUCAACAGGGAAUAAUCCCAAGACCAGAGAUGAUUUCCUGGGUCAGGUUGAUGUUCCACUCAGUCAUCUGCCGACAGAGGACCCGGCUAUGGAACGUCCUUACACAUUCAAAGACUUCCUCUUGCGGCCAAGAAGUCACAAGUCCAGGGUGAAGGGUUACCUGCGUCUGAAGAUGGCCUAUCUCCCCAAACAAGGAGGACAUGAGGAGGAGGGUGGAGAAAUAAGGGAGGAGGCUGAGGGUUGGGAUGAGUCUGCAGACUCAGGCUCCCAGAGACCACAGCAGCUAUUGCCCCCAUUGCCUCCGGGCUGGGAAGAGAAGGUGGACAACCUGGGACGUACCUACUAUGUCAACCACAACAAACGCAGUACACAGUGGAAACGGCCCUCCAACAUGGAUGUGAUUUCCGAGACAGAGAGUGACAAUCAGCAGCGGCAGAUCAAUCAGGAAGCACACCGUGUUUUCCGAUCGAGACGCCAUAUCAGCGAAGACCUAGAGAAUGAGCACCUGGAACCCAGGGACAUGGACAAUUCCUGGGAGCUCAUCACAGAAGAAGAGCCGAAUGACAGCUCAUCCCCGUCUCUUCCCGGCCCCUCCUCCAUCUUGACACCACUGCCCCCAUUGACACCUGUCGCCCAAGAGUUUGCGGAAGAUUUGAAUCUUAGGCUGUCGCUCACUUCUGAUACGAAUGGUGAAGUGGCAGGGCCGAGCUCUGCUCUGAGCCAACUGUCAAACAGACUCCGUUCCUCUAGUAUGACAGAUGGUGUCAGUGAUCAGGCCCAAGCUCCUCCUCUUACGCAGAAUUCCCAAUCCAGAAGGACAAGAGCUCAAACAGUCUCAGGUGGUGAAGAGUCUAUGUCUCCCUCGUCGACUGCUUACACCUUGACCACCCCUGGGCUGCCCCCUGGAUGGGAGGAGAGGAAGGACACCAAAGGAAGAACUUAUUACGUCAACCAUAACAACCGCACCACAACCUGGACUAGGCCAAUUUUGCAGUUGACUGAAGAUGGAGCCAGCACAUCAGCAGCAGCAGCAGCAGCAGCAGCAUCAGGAGGAGCCUCGGCCCUGACACCCACAUCCACCCCCUCCUCCUCUUCCAAUGCCUCCAACAACCACCUCCAUGAGCCCCAAAUCCGACGACCCCGUAGCCUCAGCUCCCCUACUGUCACCCUUUCCACUCCCUUUGAGGGAGCCAACAAUAUUCAGGUACGGAGGGCUGUGAAGGACACAUUCUCAAAUCCCCAGUCUCCCCAGCCAUCCCCCUACAGCUCCCCCAAGUCUCAACACAAGGCACAGCAGAGCUUUCUGCCUCCAGGCUGGGAGAUGAGGAUAGCCCCCAAUGGACGGCCUUUCUUCAUCGACCAUAACAGCAGAGUAACCACCUGGGAGGAUCCCAGGUUGAAAUAUCCAGUCCAUAUGAGGAGUAAGAGCUCGAUGGAGCCUGGUGACCUUGGUCCUCUUCCUAACCUACCAGAGGAGCCUGGAUGGGAGGAAAGAGUUCACACAGACGGACGCACUUUCUACAUUGACCACAAUACAAAGAACACUCAGUGGGAGGACCCUCGACUGCAGAGUCCAGCUAUCACAGGACCUGCUGUUCCCUACUCCAGAGAGUUCAAGCAGAAAUACGACUACUUCAGGAAGAAAUUAAAGAAACCUGCGGACAUCCCCAACCGAUUUGAAAUGAAACUGCACAGGAACAACAUAUUUGAAGAGUCAUACCGUCGCAUCAUGUCACUAAAGAGGCCUGACGUUCUGAAGGCACGGCUGUGGAUUGAGUUUGAAUCAGAGAAAGGGUUGGACUACGGGGGUGUGGCCAGAGAGUGGUUCUUCCUGUUAUCUAAGGAGAUGUUCAACCCUUACUACGGCCUGUUUGAAUACUCUGCCACGGACAACUACACUCUCCAAAUUAAUCCCAACUCCGGCUUGUGCAAUGAAGAUCACCUCUCCUAUUUCAAAUUCAUUGGGCGUGUGGCAGGAAUGGCUGUGUUUCAUGGAAAACUACUAGAUGGGUUUUUCAUCCGACCAUUUUAUAAGAUGAUGCUGGGGAAACAGAUCUCUCUUAAAGACAUGGAGUCUGUGGACAGUGAAUACUACAACUCUCUUAAGUGGAUUCUGGAGAAUGAUCCCACUGAGCUGGACCUGAGGUUUUGUAUUGAUGAGGACAACUUUGGACAGACCUACCAGGUUGACCUGAAGCCCAGUGGCUCCGACAUGGUCGUCACUAACAACAACAAAAAGGAAUACAUAGACCUGGUCAUUCAGUGGAGGUUUGUUAAUCGGGUUCAGAAGCAGAUGAAUGCCUUCUUGGAGGGAUUCACUGAGCUCAUUCUCAUAGAUCUGAUCAAGAUCUUUGACGAAAACGAACUGGAGCUGCUCAUGUGUGGUCUUGGCGAUGUCGACGUCAACGACUGGAGACAACACAGUGUUUACAAGAACGGCUACUGUCCCAACCACCCGGUUAUACAGUGGUUCUGGAAGGUUGUCCUAUUGAUGGAUGCUGAAAAAAGAAUCCGACUUCUCCAGUUUGUAACGGGAACUUCGCGAGUACCAAUGAAUGGCUUUGCAGAGCUUUAUGGUUCUAAUGGUCCUCAGCUGUUCACAAUUGAGCAGUGGGGAACACCAGAAAAGUUGCCAAGAGCUCACACAUGUUUCAACCGUUUAGAUCUGCCAACCUACGAAUCAUUUGAGGACCUGAGAGAGAAGCUCCUGAUGGCUGUGGAAAAUGCGCAGGGCUUUGAAGGAGUCGACUAAAAUGGACUGAACUCAAGCAACCAUUUAUUCAAAAAAAAAAAAAAAAGAGACAAAAGCUACAGGGAUUUCAAACCAGCUGCUUCAGCAGUUCUGUACACGCAUGUUGUGCUGUUACAUCCGAUGAUGUGCUGAUCCACCAACGCGGCACAGUGGUUUGAGACUGCACAGCAACUUGUCGAGCCAAUAUGCCUACGUCUUUAUAUCUUUUCAGUGUGGGUAGGUCACUCCUUAAAGGUGCUCGGGGAAAGAACUGACUCCUGGAAUCUGUCAUCGAUGGGCAUGAGUGAUGAAUGAUGAUGACGAGAGACCUGCCCUCUGAUCUGCCAUUUCUUUUCCCCUUUACCCUUCUCCUAUGAAAAUCUACAGUGCUGGAAAACAUUAUUGCAUUUCAAAAGCUCCUUUACGUGCACAUUAGCACAGUAUUCAAACACUCUUCAGCAGAAGGGUCUUAGCAUGGCCUUAAUCUGGCUCCUACAUGCACUAUUUCUCUAAGAAACUGUUAUAGCACUACGAUCACAACUCUCUCUAAUCCUUAGACCAACACCAGAUUACCUUAGGAAUGCUUGCUAAUCACAGUUCAGGAAAUUGGCCACGCAUACACACCCACACACCCACCCCUCUGUAGAGCCAUGUAUAUGUUGUGUGAUCAAAUCUUGCCGGUGAAGCCUUUUUGUAGAGUAAAUGUUUUUGUUUUUUCGUUUUCUAACCACUGGUAAAGAUUCAAGAGUCGAGGGUGACAGGACCCCUGAAAAUAGUUUUUAUAGUUUUUGUCAUCACCUUUUUUUAAUUAUUGCUAUAAUUCUUGCAGGAAGAUGCAAUGUAUUUGUACCACGAGAAACAACGUUGUUUACUAUCUUGGAAAUUCUCUAUGACAUUGUGUGAAGUGCAACGCCGGCUAGUCUGGGAAUUGAUCAAUCCAUAUCAUUUGUUAUGGUGAUAGCAAAUGUGUUGACUAAACUGGUUUUUAUUGUAGUGCUAUGAAAGCAGCAUGAAAAUGUACCUUGUGUUUGCUCUCGAGUAAUAUGUCGGGGGAAGGGAAAAACAAACUGGGGAUAUAGUUUCAGUGAGACAUGAUUAUAUUAAUACUCUUAUGCUUGUUGCUGUUCAUAAUGCUGUAAAUCAUCCUUGGGGGGAAACCCCCCCCCCAUUUUAAGUUCUUUCGUCAUAUAUAAAUAUAUGUAUGUAUUACAUUUAACAGAAGUAUUACUGAUAAACAACUUUAAAAUGAAGCUGUGUGUACGUGGGCGUGAAAGCUGUGAUUGCUAACGAAUAUAAAGCAGCAUGUUUCUUACGAAGACUUUUUUUUUUUUUCUUUUCUUACGUUUCCGUUUCUCUCCAUUUCUAACACCAUUGAACCUAAAGGGCACUUUAUAGAUCACUCUGAGAUCAUGUCAACUAUUAUAUGUCUUGUCAUUAACUUGAAUGUGAUUCUUGUUUUGUUUUUCUUUCAUUCAGAGCAUGUAUCUGGUGCAAUAUAGUCUGUAAAUCUGGGUUGCCGCUGAGGUGGAAAAAAAGUUGUCAGGAGUGAAGCAGAGACUUGACAUCCUUUAGUAUUGUCUAUUUUAUCUCUUCUUCUAUCACUUUUUCUCUACUUACCCCUGCUUGUAUUCCUUCUCUCCUGUGAUCUCACCUCUAAAUCUGACUGCAAAGUUUUUCUUUUCUUUCUGUCUUCUUUAUAAGAAAGAAAUGUUUGUUUUUUUAAAUAAAUGACACAAGAUAACAAUUAUUAUUUCUUUUUAAAGAAAGGGGGAACACAUCCCUCUAUCAGCAAGUCUGUGGUUCACUUAAAAAUCAAAUAAAAUGAAACUUCAUAGA
Molecule: messenger RNA, 8531 nt
Organism: Solea senegalensis (Senegalese sole)
Lineage: Eukaryota; Metazoa; Chordata; Actinopteri; Pleuronectiformes; Soleidae
Gene: nedd4l
Product: NEDD4 like E3 ubiquitin protein ligase
Exons: 28
Coding region: 2904-6716 (1270 amino acids)
Biological process (GO): ubiquitin-dependent protein catabolic process; regulation of dendrite morphogenesis
Molecular function (GO): protein binding; sodium channel inhibitor activity; ubiquitin protein ligase activity
Source: RefSeq, a predicted model, not a curated record